This is a messenger RNA of Seriola aureovittata, 3884 nucleotides long. Its product is annotated as endothelin receptor type B-like. Bases 363 to 1601 code for a protein of 412 amino acids. Gene Ontology annotation, molecular function: endothelin receptor activity. The record is from RefSeq and is a predicted model, not a curated record. Gene Ontology annotation, biological process: enteric nervous system development; regulation of blood pressure; G protein-coupled receptor signaling pathway. Lineage: Eukaryota; Metazoa; Chordata; Actinopteri; Carangiformes; Carangidae. The transcript is spliced from 8 exons. Gene Ontology annotation, cellular component: membrane.
GAGCAGUGAGCGGAGGGUCUUGACGCACAGCCGGACACUCUUGGACACGCCGUGAACUUUCACUGCUGGAUCUCACCGAGCAAACCGUAAUAAUUCAUAAAAGAACCAGACCAAUUAGCGGAACUCUGCUGGAAUACUGACCGGAAAACUUUGACCGUUGACCACACCAACACGCCGCGGUCCGGUCAAAGAAGCCCGGAGGCCAGGGUGCCAGGGUGCCAGGCCCGGAGCAAGUUCCAGUGUGUGGAUGUGUGUGAGUGUGUGAAUAUGUGUGUGAGUGCCUUUAAGUGAGCGCCUUUAGACUGCUGUGUGCCAUUGAGUGAACAAUCAUCUUGCUGUGUGCGUGUGAGGCUUGUGUGAGGAUGAGGGCCGUCGCUCUGCUGUGUCUCCUGCUGGUCGCUGAGGUCGGAGCCUCUCGCUUUGUCCGCGACUCCCAAGGGGGGCCUGAAGCUUCAGAACCCUCCAAGAGCAACGCUUCCGUCCCGCUGCCACCCCCACAGCCGGGCCGACCGCGGGGCUCCUUCCCCCCCAUGUGCAUAAAGCCAACAGAGAUCAAGCAUGCCUUCAAGUACGUGAACACCAUCGUGUCCUGCCUGAUCUUUGUGGUGGGGAUCAUCGGCAACUCAACGCUGCUCAGGAUCAUAUAUAAGAACAAGUGUAUGAGGAAUGGGCCAAAUGUCCUUAUUGGAAGCCUGGCACUGGGGGACCUGCUUUAUAUUGUCAUCGCCAUCCCCAUCAAUGUGUUUAAGCUGAUAGCUGAGGACUGGCCGUUUGGCGUGUACAUCUGUAAGUUGGUGCCAUUCAUUCAGAAAGCUUCGGUGGGAAUUACCGUCCUCAGCCUGUGUGCCCUGAGUAUUGACCGCUACCACGCAGUGACGUCAUGGAGCAGGGUGAAGGGGAUGGGGAUCCCCCUGUGGAAAGCAGUGGAGGUGACUUUGAUCUGGCUGAUUGCUGUGGUACUGGCGGUCCCUGAGGCGCUGGCAUUUGAUAUGUUGGAGAUGCCAUACAGAGGCAAUAAGCUGCGUGUCUGCCUGCUGCACCCAGAACAGACCACCAACUUUAUGAAGUUCUACCAGGAUGUCAAAGAUUGGUGGCUGUUUGGCUUCUACUUCUGCUUCCCACUGGCCUGCACAGGAAUCUUCUACACACUCAUGUCCUGUGAGAUGCUCAGUCGUAAAAAAGGCAUGCGCAUCGCACUCAACGACCACAUGAAACAGCGGAGGGAAGUAGCGAAGACGGUGUUCUGCCUGGUGUUGAUUUUUGCUCUGUGCUGGCUGCCCCUUCAUCUCAGCCGUAUUUUGAAGAAAACAAUCUAUGACCAAAAUGACCCCAACCGCUGUGAACUGCUCAGCUUCCUGCUAGUGAUGGAUUACAUCGGGAUCAACAUGGCCUCCCUAAACUCCUGCAUUAACCCGAUUGCCCUCUAUUUUGUCAGCCAGAAGUUUAAAAACUGCUUCCAGUCUUGCCUGUGCUGCUGGUGCUACAGAACGUCUCCCCUGGACGAACGAGGUUCAGGAGGACGCUGGAAAGGCUCUUGCCACGGGAACGGAUUAGACCGCUCCAGCUCCCGCUUGAGUCAGAAAUAUACAAGCUCUUCGUAAACACACACAUACACACACGCACACACGCACACACACACACACGCAAAUCACAUACCUCUUCUGCCAAACCCAUAUUCCUAUCAGCUACUAUUACGGAGAAACAGCGUCGUCACUGCCAACAGACCAGCGAUCACAUCCAAGUCAGGAGGGAAAAAUUCAACGAGGUCAAAGUCGCUUCUACAGGACUCACAGCAGACUGAAAGACUCUGACAUGAAAGGAUUGACCCUAACUCAUGAAUGAAGUAACAGGACUGUACCUGUUCAAUACUAACUGCAACACAAAUGAUGAAACCAACGCUACAUAAAUCAGUUCAUACUCCGACACUGAGGCUUUUGUAGAGGACUAAAAUCUCUCAGUGGACCAUUAUGGUAAAUCCAGUUAUAGAGAAUGUUUAUUCAAGCCACAUGUAAAUUUAUGUACAGUAUUAUUUACAUGCAGAUUUUAGACUUAUGAUUAUAUCUAGCCUUAGUGCAUCAUGUAUGAAUAACAGCACUGAUGAGUGCAACCUGUUGAAGCUUUAAUACCUCACGGGGAAAGAUAAGAGGGAAACUGUGUCCCUGAGUUAGUUUCCAAAAAGCCUCAAAGGUGCAAAGACUUUUUAUAAGUAAAUAAAUAAAUAAAUGCACGAGUGUGCCUCUGCAAGUACAGCAUCAGUAGCUGAUUAUGAAACAAUCAAGUGCAUGUUGUCACUGCUCGGCACCCAUGUGCCCUGAUGACAUCAUAACCGAGUAAAAUGGGCCCCAGUGUGCGUCUUACAGUCAUGUGGAGAGUCAAACAUCGGAACUCUUUUAUCUGGAAAUCAUUGCAGCGUUAAGUCAUGUGGAGGGCAGCUGUUGUCCUAGAACACUGACAAAUACCAGAUGAUUCCCAUCAUGCCACACAGAAGAGGUCAUUAUUAGUGCUAAUAUUAUUGCAGUGCUCAUGCUGUUGUAAGUGGUCUCCACUGUGUAUAAAGUAUUAACUUGUCUCUUACAACGUAGCUUCUAUUUUUCUAAGAAAAUAUCACAAAACAUGUGAAGUUUGUUUCAUCUUCCUGUGUUCAUUUAUUAUUUUCAAGUAUUUCAUCUCUAUCAGUGAGUGGUCAUGUUACAUAGAUAGUUCCUGUGGCUGGAAAUUACGUCUAAGAGCUGCCUAAGGAAUACAUUUUCUAUAAUGGAUGCAUUUAAAGAAAAAAAGACAUUUUGUACAGCCGGAUGUUUUUAAGAAGUGAAUGUUUUUAGCAGAGAUUAAAUUUCUUCAACUACAUAAUGAUCCUAGAAAUUAUAGAGAACUAUUAGCUCGUACCAUUCAGUAUAGUAAACAGAUAAAUCAGGGUCAAAUUCAGGCUCUCUGAAUUGAUUUAAUGUGGUUAAUCGACAUAAUAUGCGAGUGGGUGAUGCAGGCUAAAAGAUUCUCAUAGUGAGAAGUGAAGAAUGUGGGGUGCAACACAACAAGACAAUGUGUUCCUAAUAUUUUAUGACGUCUGGAGCUAGAGGUGGCUGGAAGCACUCAGUAAUCACAUAACUGUGACAAAUCCUGUGACGCUAGUACAUGAAGAAAGUACUAUUUACACAAUUUGUGGAUCUUAAAAGUCAGACAUGAGGAGAAAUUGCAUUUUGUGCCAACUAGUAGCCUCCAGUCUGAGAGAGGGAAUACAUGCAUUUUGUAUUCAUAGUACUAUCACUUGGGGAAAGCUGCAUGCUACAAUUGAAUGUAAGCAAACUUUAAAACCUAAAUAAAUCAACAUUUUUAACACUAGCAGUGGUGAUGAUACACGCACAAGAUGAAUCCAUUUGAUCUGGUGCUUUUUCAACUCUCACUGCAUCGUGACCAAGAUAUGGUCUCGUAUAUUCUGUCUUCUUAACCAAACUAGUAGGAAAAGUGUGCUCUUUUAAAACCAAAUUUUUGUUAAACAACCAGACAAUGUGUUUAAUGACACUGAAGCAUUUUAAAAAGGCCAGGAUUUCUGUGUAAUAUAUUAAUGUUUGGACCAAAUACCACCGUAUUACGAGUUUGCAUCAGCUCUCAAAUCAGCUGAUCAUGUAGUAUGUGACUCAUUAACUGAUAGUAUCUAUCUAUCUUCAUGCCAUCUCUACCUGGCCUUUAGGUACAGCUGAAACCAUCUGUACUGGAGGGUCUGAGCAGCUUCGCAAGUAUCUUCAUAGAGGGACCACCAAGCUAAGACAUCAAGAAGUAAUUUGAGGUUGAAGAUAAAAUGUGAAUAUGGGCCCUGUUGUUUUGAAUUACAUUUAUACUGUACGUAUUUGUUGAGAGUAUGCAGUAAUAAAUAUUAUUUUAUAGCA